AUGUCUCUCGACUUUGCAAAGGGCUUUGACUACUGCGGUAGGGAUGAGUAUGAUUCAGAGAAGGAAGAUCAGGUUGGAUUCCUCGAAUCAAUGCUGGAAUACCUAAAGAGUGCAGACACUCUGCGAACCUUUCGUUUUAACCAGCCUCUCCCAAAGAAGAUUCUGAGGUUCCUUCUCCAGUCGACCCAGAGCACAAUCAUCAACUUUUCAUUCUGUCCUCGGGAGUUAUCCUACAUCCCGCCAGUCACGAAACACCUCUCAAAGUUUACGUUUAUGAAGUGUUCGUCGCCAGGCUUUGACGACGAAGACAGAGCGACCGAGGAGUUCUAUAGGUCACUCAACAAUGUCGACCACAUCAAGACUGACAUAUUGGCAUGCGUACCAUUGAUUGGCUACAACAACAAGUCGACUUCCAUUUCAAUGCCAUCUAUAUCUAGAGCUACAGACGAUAUCCAAUAUCUUUGGAGCCAGGUACUGGUUAUGUCCAUGAAAUAUUAUUCAUUGCUCAUCAUUCUCAAAAGUCCAGACCACGCACUCCCUCCAGGCCUUUGCCUCCCCCUCACCCAUCCAUUGAUAGAACAAACACAACAACACACUGUUGUUGAUGAUGAUUAA
Molecule: messenger RNA, 615 nt
Organism: Acytostelium subglobosum LB1
Lineage: Eukaryota; Evosea; Eumycetozoa; Acytosteliales; Acytosteliaceae
Exons: 2
Coding region: 1-615 (204 amino acids)
Source: RefSeq, a predicted model, not a curated record